UAAAAAAUUUUUAGCAAGGUUUACUAUAUCAUUAGUUGUGAUUUCAGUUACCUGAGCAGAUAGAAUAAAACAUGUAAACAGUUAGAACGUAAAUAGUAUGAAAUUGUAUUUAAGUAGAAUAAUACAGCAAAAACCUUAUAUAACACAUAUUAGUGAGCAACAAGCAUCGAGUUUAGCAGUCGAAACAGCCACGCAUUAAAUACAUUCGAAGUAGUAAAGUGCUACAUCUAUAACAUUUUAACUAAAUAUUUGGAAAUACCACUGUGUACGGUUUUAUUUACAUCAGCUGCUUUGAGUUCCCAGGCAACUUUGUAAACAAACUCCUGACUGUUUGAUUAUUCUAAGCUUAUACAAUAUAUAAUAAUGUCACAAGAUUCAUCUCCACAAAAAAAACGCUAUUAUCAAGAGGAAAGAAAAGAGUCUGAAAAUGAAGACGACGAUAAAUAUCAACCUUAUGUGCCGGUUAAAGAGCGCAAGAAACAAAAACUUAUGAAACUUGGACGUAUUGUUCAACUAACAGCAGAAGCGGCGUCACAAGGAAAAUCUUCCAGCGAAAAUGAAGGAGAUGAAGAUUCACAAAGUGCUGCAGAUCCAGAAAAUUGGGGUCGUAAAUAUAAUAUAAGUUUACUUGAUCAACACACAGAAUUGAAGAAAAUUGCUGAAGCGAAAAAAGUAAGCGCAGUGGAAAAGCAAUUAAAAGAAGAAGAAAAAAUUUUAGAAAGUGUUGCGCAGCAGAAAGCACUUAUGGGUGUAGCUGAAUUGGCGAAAGGUAUACAAUAUGAAGAUCCCAUAAAAACAAGUUGGCGACCGCCACGUGCGAUCGCUGCAAUGUCAGAAGAACGUAGAAAUGCCAUACGAAAACAUUUACGUAUAUUGGUGGAAGGUGAUGAUGUUGCUCCACCAAUUGCUAGUUUUCGGGAUAUGAAAUUCCCAAAAGGUAUAUUGAACGGUCUGGCAGCAAGAGGCAUUAAGCGCCCAACUCCAAUACAAAUACAAGGAAUACCUACCGUACUGUCAGGACGAGACUUGAUAGGAAUUGCUUUUACGGGUUCUGGAAAGACUCUAGUAUUUGUGUUGCCAAUCGUUAUGUUUGCACUCGAACAGGAAUAUCGUUUGCCAUUUGUGCGAAAUGAAGGGCCUUAUGGUUUAAUUAUAUGUCCAUCACGUGAAUUGGCCAAACAAACACAUGAUAUAAUAAUGCAUUAUAGUCGUCAUUUAAAAGAAAGUGGUAUGCCAGAGAUACGUUCUUGUCUUGCAAUUGGUGGUUUGCCAGUGUCAGAAGCUGUUGAAGUGAUAUCACGUGGAGUGCAUAUAAUGGUUGCCACGCCUGGUCGCCUUAUGGAUAUGUUGGACAAAAAAAUGGUGUCACUAGAUGUGUGUCGAUAUUUAUGUAUGGAUGAAGCAGAUCGUAUGAUAGACAUGGGUUUCGAAGAAGAUGUGCGCACAAUAUUUUCAUUCUUCAAAGGACAGCGUCAAACGUUGCUGUUUUCUGCUACUAUGCCCAAAAAAAUUCAAAAUUUUGCACGCUCUGCGCUGGUUAAGCCAGUUACAAUCAAUGUGGGCCGUGCUGGUGCAGCCUCCAUGAAUGUUACUCAAGAAGUUGAGUACGUAAAACAAGAAGCAAAGGUCGUAUAUUUAUUGGAAUGUUUACAAAAAACUGCGCCACCCGUGUUGAUUUUUGCAGAAAAAAAGCAAGACGUCGAUUGUAUACACGAAUAUUUGCUAUUAAAAGGUGUGGAAGCAGUUGCUAUACACGGUGGUAAAGAUCAAGAAGAACGUUCCCGUGCCGUUGAAGCUUAUAGAGAUGGUAAAAAAGAUGUACUUGUCGCAACUGAUGUCGCCUCAAAAGGUCUUGAUUUUCCGAAUGUGCAACAUGUUAUCAAUUAUGAUAUGCCAGAUGAUGUGGAGAACUAUGUGCAUCGUAUUGGUCGUACGGGUCGCUCGAAUACGAAAGGUUUAGCAACAACUUUUGUGAAUAAAACAACAGAACAAUCUGUUCUAUUGGACUUAAAACAUUUACUCAUUGAAGCCAAGCAAAAGGUGCCUGAAUUCCUUGUUGAACUUUGUCCAGAAGCAGAACAGUACCUUGAUUUGGGAGACUCACAUGGUUGCAGUUACUGUGGUGGCUUGGGUCAUCGUAUUACCGAUUGUCCUAAACUCGAAGCUGUACAGAGUAAACAAGCAUCGAAUAUUGGCCGGCGAGAUUAUCUCUCAAAUACUGCUGCUGAUUACUAAAUACGCUUUAACUGCGUAAUUAAUUUAAUUAAUCAAAUUACUGAUAAGUUCUGGCACAAUACCUGCAAUAUUUUGUAUGUCGUUGAUUUUUUGGUAUGUACAAAUGUAAUGUAUCCGUUUUUUUGUGUGCGUUUUUUUUAAAUAAUAAGACUACAUAAGUCGGAAAACAAUUCUAUUGAAAUCAAUAAAUUUCAACUGA
Messenger RNA from Teleopsis dalmanni, 2434 nucleotides. Its product is annotated as ATP-dependent RNA helicase abstrakt-like. The record is from RefSeq and is a predicted model, not a curated record. Gene Ontology annotation, molecular function: RNA helicase activity; RNA binding; zinc ion binding. Gene Ontology annotation, cellular component: spliceosomal complex. Gene Ontology annotation, biological process: mRNA splicing, via spliceosome. The transcript has 3 exons. The coding region runs from base 364 to 2235 and encodes 623 amino acids. NCBI's taxonomy places the organism in Eukaryota, Metazoa, Arthropoda, Insecta, Diptera, Diopsidae.